AUGACUGGAGAGACCCAGCAUGUUUACACCAUCGGCGAUACUGAGGCUGCCCCCAAAGACCCCGACAAGGACUUUGGCUUUGAAGGCUGCGGGGAGAAGGAUGGGAGGGUGCUCGGCGGGGAGGGCACAUCCCCCUUCCCUGGCCCCAAGGACAAGGAGCCCCACAGCCAGCGGGAAGCCGUGAUCCGGCCCCAGCAAGCAGGGAAGAUCGACUUCAAAUCCCUCCAGUGCAAACCCAAAUUUGGCAAUGACAGCACUUGGGGGGAGGUCAAGGGCAGCCCCCAGUCCCCACCGGGGAAGGGCCGAGCCCGCGAGCGCAGCCGGCGCUCGGGGAAGGGCGAGCGGGGCCACCACCAGCUCUACCGGCUCAGCAUCGCCGGCACCCGGCCAAACCCCACCAUCGGCAUCGCCUACCCCCAGCAGAAGGUGACCCCCCCAAAGGAGCCGGAGGUGACUCCCCCCGUGGCCGGCAGCUACCGCUUCCAUGUGCCCAGCAUUCCCCAGCACGAGGCCGAGCUCCGGCAAGAAGAGCUCAGCUUUGGCCGCUGCUUCCCCGAUGCCGCCGCCGGCCGUACCUCCGCCAACUAUACCUCACAGCCCGGCCCCCCCCUCGGCCCCAAAGGGCAGCCCCCCACUGCCGGCAUCCCCCUCAAGAGCCCCGGCACCCAUGGGCAGCUACAUUACUUAGAGUUUCAGGCAAACAGGACCAAGUCCUGGCCUUCCCCAGAGAAGAGCUUUGCCGGUGCUAGCUACGGGAUCACGGUGCAGAAGCCCAGCUCUUUUUCUGAGGGUGGGAAAGCCAGUGUCCACAGUCUGGGGGCUUUGCCAUGCCAGUACCCCUUCCAGCUGCUGCACGACUCGGGGAAGGAGCCGUACCACGGUGAUGCGGGGAGCCAGGACUACCUGGACAUGGGGCUCACCAGCAGCCAGCUGGCACACGGUGCCUUCACCUUCCACUCCUCCUCCAGAGAGUGGCAAGAGGAGACACUGAGCGGUGGCUCCUACGAGAGCGUGUCCCCCGAAGGGAGGCUGUACCUGCCCGUCUCAGCACCACCGCCACCGUUCCUGCACCCGCCGCCACCGCCAGCCCCGCACCACAGCCCGCUGCCCUGCUGCAAAGGCAGGAGCGAGCAUCCCACCGACCCCAAUGGUGCUCUCUCGUCAUCUGGUGCUAUUGACCAAAACCCAAGCACUUUCCAAGAAAACCAAGCUGUUUUUCCGUCUAGUUUACACUCGCCUAGUAUGCCAAAGCCAGUCGGUAAGAGGCAAGCCUCAGCCAAGGACAGUGUCCCCGGCCCACGGCUGCUGGUCCAGAGCAGCCCUCUGAGAAGGAACAUGCCACCAAACUCUCUGUCCCAAGUGCACUUUCAGAGCAAAGCCUAUUGCAGUUCCCCCGUGGGCAGCACCAGCGCAGGAUCCGUGCCUUUCGAGACAAGCAUUCCCACUACGGCACCCACCCACCCCAGGCUUGUGCAAGCUUGGGAAGGUGCCACUAAGGCGUUUUCUCCCAUGGACCAGAAUUCAGCACCUUAUUCAAACCCUGUUGGAAGCCAGUUCUCAUUCGAGUGCCAGUCUGGCCCCGAGCAGAGGCAGCACAGGCAGAAAAACGCCAGGAUGCCUUGGCAGCAAAUACACCUCCCUUCUGCAAUGCCCGGUGCAAACAGGCUGGAGCUGUCGAGGCAGAUCACCAACCAGAAGCUCCACUUUCCCCUGGGCACAUCGGAAUGGCAGGGGAGUGGGAAAGCCCAGAAAGGGCCCCCCAUAAGUAACUCUCCAGGGUAUCAUGGCAAAAAGCUCUUAUCGGGAGAGAGCCUCGGGGUCCAGAGGGGAGACCCCAGUGUGACGGGCACUUUCUCUUUUGAGAGUGGGAAGGACCCGGGGUCUCCUGCCUGCGACUCAAGAAACAAAGCCGUUUUCUACAGCAUGGGUCAAGCAGGUCCUCCUCCUCCCUCAAGAAGCUCGUCGGGCUCAGCACUGGUCCUGCUGCCAUCAGCCUUGGUGGCUGCCUCCCCUUGCGAGUCCCCGCUGCCGUCCCCUGUCCCCAACCCCACCUGUGGCAGCACCUGCUCGUCGCUCUCCCCCGUGUCCAGCAGCCCACUCAACCCUGCCUUUGAAGACAGCCAGAUGUCUGGAGCGCUGACGCCCUCGCCCUUCUUCCAGCACCCCUGCCACCCCAAGGAUUCCAACAAAACCUUCCACCCCUCUGAUGUCCUGAGCCCCAACUCACUUCAUUACCCCCCCUCAGACUCCAUCAAGUCCUUCCACUUCCCUCCUGAUGCCCUGAAAGAUGACAACCUCCUGAAAUGCACCCCGGCGAGCCCAUUCCACAAACCCGGUGUGGAGGUGGCCAAAGGAUGCUCGGAUGGGCUGGAUGGGGAGCAGCCUCCACCACCGUACUCCUCCCAUCACUUGCUGGCCAGUUCACUCAACAGUGCCAGCCUGGACCAGCUGGACGUGCUCCUGACCUGCAAACAGUGUGACCAGAACUACAGCAACCUCUCAUCCUUCCUGCAGCACCGCCAGUUCUGCGCCUCCCAUCCCACUCCCCAGGGAGAGGGCAAGGAUGCUCCCCGGGCAGCCGAGGGGCAGAAAGCACUUCCCCAAGAGCCUCCCAAGCCCCCCAGCCUGGGGCUCUCUCCAGACCCCCAGGUGCAUUUGUUGACAUUAAACAAGAGCGAUGACUUCUUGCUGGACGGGGAAGGCAAAAGCGAGGGCAAGGAGGAUGCUCUGAAGGGCAGCCUCUUCAACGGCCUCACCACCACCUCUCUGCCCCUCACCGCCUCUGACCUGGAUAUUGAUGAUGCCAAGCUGGACAGCCUGAUCACUGAAGCCCUCAACGGCCUGGGGUACCAGUCAGAUAACCCAGAGAUCGACAGCAGCUUCAUAGAUGUGUUUGCCGACGAGGAGCUGACGGGCGUGAAGGCAACCAGCAGUGGGAUGUCCCACAAGGCAAAGGAAGCCCUGGCCUCAGAGAGCAAAUCAAAGCAGGCAGCAGAGGAGAAGGCAGCAGGACAGCCUAAGGCUAGCUAUUCUUAUGCAGAUGGACGCCCAGCUGGGGAGCAGGGGAAAAGAGGGGCAGGAAAGCAGCACCUUCACAAGGGGAGGGCGGCACGGAGGUUGGCAGCCCAGGAGCCGGAUCCUGGGGCAGAAGGAGUGGAGAGGACAGCAAGGCUGCGGGCAGGCAGGAAGAACAGCAUCCCACCAGCCACCACCUCCUCCAAGUCCACCUCUAGUCAAAAACAUCCCAGAAAACUCAGCCAGGAGCCUCCAGCAAAAAGCGAGGCAGGGCCAGUCAUUGCCACCAAGAGCUCCAAGCCACCACGGUUCUCCAUGAAGGACAUGAAGAAGCGGAAGCCCCGAAGCGGGACGUGGAGCAAGGAGCUCAUUCACAAGAUCGUGCAGCAGAAGAAUAAGCUCCACAAACUGCAGGUGAAGAGCAGCAAGCAGGCCCAGUUCCCUCAGGCCACUGAGAGGCCAAUGCCAGCCACCAAGGAGGGCAGGUUGCGGGAGUAUGACUACGUGUCCGACUCGGAUGAGGAUGGAGCAGAGUCCAGCAAGCCCCGGGGGAGGAGGAAGCGUGGCACGAGAUUCAUCAGGAGGAGCAAAUACAGCUUUAGCAAGAAACGCCUGGGGAGAAGUGAGAGAAUCAAAGAGAAAGACCCAGCCUGGAACUACAGCCGGAAAAGGGGCAGUCAGAAAAGGGAAGCACAGGGGGAUGGGGGGGUUCAAAGACAGGAGGAUGCUGAGAAAGAGGAUUGUGCUGCCCGAGUCCGAAGACGGAGCAGCCAGUCAUCUACCGGCAGCAACCACAGUGGUAGUGAGCCCAGAGAGAUGGGCACCAGCCCACCCCGUGCUGAAGGGGCCAGUGAGAAGGGUGGCACUCAGAGGAGAAGGCACUCAGGCAGCCCAGCACAUGUGCCAGGGACUCCACUCAGCCUUCCCAAGGACAGGAACUCAAAGGCGAGCCAGAAGAGCAAAGAGGACAUUUCCAGGUGGAGCAGGCGGUUUGGCACAGCCAAACCUUUGCUGGCAGGCUCCAGGACACAUCUGAGUCCUGAACCAGAUGUUGCUGUGAUGGACUGUGCAAAGGUGGAGCCAUUUUCACAGCCUCAGGAAAGGCAGCUGCCCAGCAUGGCCACCCCGGGCAAGAGCCCCAUUGGGAUCUCCUGUAAGGAAGAGCCCAAAGGAGCAGCAAAGCUCACAGGCGAGGUAGAAGAACCCACCCUGGAGGCUCAGAACUCACCCAGUCUGACCAUGGUCAACCAGAGGCAUCCAUUCACCUCUUUCACAAGUGAAGGGCUGAAGUACCACCCAGAAGAGAUAAUUGCUCCAUCCCACAGCAGCAACAAAGCAAGUCCUGGCCAUGUGAGUGCCACCUACUCAGAAGCAGGAAUCAAGCACUUGAAGGGACACGGGCUCUGUGACAGCCAGAAGGACUAUCCCGCUCCGGCCCCCACGUAUGGGGGGGAUGCAGUGGGAAUGAUGCUCAGUGCCAAGGCCAGCAGUGACAAUGCAUUUUUUGAUCCCAAAGGCCUUCCUGGUCACUACAAUGACAACCUCUUCCCAAAGCCCCUAACCUUGGGCUCCUCACACAUGGACGACAUGUACUUGUGUCAGGAUGACAUCAACACCAGCUCCUUCGAGCAGAAGCACUCCACCAUCUCCCCUUAUGCUGCAGAAAUUCCACAGGGCAAGGUGUCCUCCCCUCUCAGCUUUGAUUCUUCUUCGAUAUUUGGAGAGCUUCCUGUCACCGAGUUUGACCCGCCACUGUACGAGAGCGUUUCUGCCAGCAAGGAUGGAUAUGUGACAACAUUCAUCUGUCCCGGGAAUCCCCCACGCAAGCCAUUGCCCUUUGAGCAACCAUAUCCACCCUUCAUGCCAGAGAAGGACUGGUCCCUGAUGGAGGAAGUGGCUCCGAUGUUGCCAGAGGACAUGACUCAGUUCCACAGCCUCUCAGUGGAGAAGCCACUAGCCAAGAAAUUCCCCGAGGAAGGACCUGUCCCCACCAGCCAGCUCUCCCUGCCACUGCCGGACAGGAUAACGGAUUAUAACGUGACUUUUAUAAACAACAUAUCAGAUGAUGAGCUGGAGAUCAAGCGAUUAGUCACAGAGCUGGAAAGCCAACUGCAAACCAGCAAGUUGGGUAACGAGGCAUCCAUCAGCCUCCAGAAACCUGAGCAGCACCUGCAAGGACAGGAGGCCAAGAGAUUCCCACCACUGCUGGGUGAGCAAGAGGCAGGCCAGGAGAAAGGACUGUUUUUGGCAGAUGAGCUGAGCAGAUCAAGCCUCUGUGUUGGGGAGAGGCUGGGAGGUGAGAAGCCGGGCAUCACAACUGCCCACGAGGACUAUGAGAGACCCAGGGAGCCCUGGCCCUGCCCGGUGGAGCUGGGCUCACUGGAGGCCGGGCUGUGUGUUCCAGCCCCACUCACCACAAACCAUUUCUGCUCCAAAGACAGCAGUGAGCAGCUCCAGGGAACUGCAUCAGCUGAGGAAAGAGAUCCCAGAAAGCUGGAAAAUGGGUCAUCUUCCAAAAGUCUACGAGGCUCAAGCACAACAGACCACACAGAGGUUCCUGUCUACUCAGACCCCGUGACAAAAAGCUCUCCUAUUGUCACCGACUCCAUGUUCCCAAAGACGGUGGAGGCGGCAGAAGCAGCCAAAGAUCCCGUGCCAUCCCUGCCAUGCCAGCACAGUGCUGAGAGCUUACCUGUGCCAGGGAAAGCAGACACUGAUGCUGCAGAACUGGAGAAGUUUGAUGCCCAUCUUCCAAACCAUAAACCUGAAUUUGGCUUCCAUCAGGGUCCCACCCCAGCCUUGGAUCUCGCCUUUUCACCUCACAUCAAAGAGGUCCCAGAUACAGAAGAAAGAGCCUUAAGCCCCACUGAGUCACCCAAAAUGGUGCAAAGUGCCGUGGACUUCAAAGAGGGUGGUAGUGGGUCUGUGUUGGUGGAGGAAACAGAGGAGAGGAAGAGUCCAACCCCUGGACUCAAUGACAAAGCCAGCAAGCCAAAAGUGUUGCUGUUUGAUAUGCUGAGUCUGCCCAAGGAAAGCAACCGUGACUCCCGGGAGAUGUUGGCAUCUCAGGAGACAUCUGCCAACCCUCUGCAGCAGCUCCAGCUCUUUGUUGCCCGAACGGUGAAGAACAAUGAAGAGGAGUUGCUGAUGCCAUGCUUCCCCAUGCUGCUGGCUCCCAACCACCCCUCUGCCACUGCCUGCAUCCAGCCAGACCAGAAGGAGGAGGGCAGUGAUGCCUUGGAAGGGGAAAAUCGGACAUACUGCCCUGCCCAUGGGGAGGGGGUAAUCCCCAUGGGAAGCAACACAGAAAAUAUUGCUGCCCCAGGGGCAGAGGCUGUGCUUUUCUCCAGUAGUUGUGAGCAGCUGGAAUCAUUGGGUGCAAUGGGCUCUUUCCAUGCAAAACAAUCCACAUCUGCGGAGCCGGAGCCGCAAAAUGAUGUAACGGAGCUGCAGCACUUAGCAAAUGAACCUGCGGAGCCGAGUGACAUUAAUAUCCCUGCAGAUGGUGUUUCCCAAGAGCGUAAUGACCUCUCGCCACUCAAAAACACGGCGGUGACCCCACUGCCAGGGCAAGGAAGGAAAGCUGAUCAGCUCAUGGAAGAGCAGGAGGAAGAUAAAAACAACACGACCUUGGCAUUUACGAAAUAUGAGCAAUCCCAUUUUAGCCGUAGUUUGCUCAAGGAAGAAACACUGGGCAGCACAGUGGGAGAGAGGCUGGAAAGGAAUCAGGUGGGCAAGGGGCCACAGCACCUGUGCAGUGCUCCCAUGAGUUCCAUCAGCCCCCCCGCUCCCUCCGAGGAGGAUCUCCACCAGAAUCACCACGUGGUGACCGAGACUAAAGCUGGCACAGUGAAUGCAAAGGCUCCCAGAGAAGGGGAUGGCAAGUCAUCCCCCAAUGACUGUUAUCACACGGGUGAAUCUCCAAUCAGCCUGCUCUUGCCAACCCAAUUUUCUGACCCCAAAUGCUUGGAAAGCAGUGGGGCCGAGGGAGGAGAGGUCCCCAGCUUCGUCACUCAACUCUCACAUGAGAAGAAAUACAGCACCUCCCUGCCUAAUGCAUCAAGUUCAUUAGUCAUGAAGAGGUGUCCCCCUGAGGCCAACAGCCAUCACAUCCAUCGCCACACCAUGAGUUCAGUAGAGCAAGGGACAUGGAAAAAGCCAGCCACCUUUCCUCCCUUGCUGCAUCACUGCGGGGCUGUGCCGAUGGAAGCAGUUGAGGAACGUCACCAUCACCUCCCUGAUGGUGUUUUGGGUAACUAUGGACCACCUGAAAGAGAAGGGAUGGUGAGACCCUGCGCUCUAAUGCAUGGUGAUGGCCUGGUGGGGUCUGCCUUGGAGAUGGAUGGUCACCAGGAGCCUCAUGGAAGGGACUGUUCUCUUCCCUGUUCGCCACCUUUCAACCAAAAGGAUGUUGGGAAAGAGGUACCUGAAAAUGCCAGUACUGUGUUGUCAAAUUUUAAAGAAAACCAACUAUGCACCGUCACAGACAUGGUCAUUAAGUCCACUCCUUCAGAAACCCAAGAUCACUCAACCCAGCCCCCAGCAGAUCUUCUGCUCAUCAGAGAAAGAGAGGUCAACCUGAAUCAAGAGAACAAGCUUGAAAGCUGCUCCGAUGAUGGAAAUAAACAUCAAAGCGAACAAGAGACUUUGUCCAAUGGUUUUGCUGCUCAGGAAGUGACAGCUGCUGUCAGCAGAAGUUUCACAAGGGUUGAAGAUCUUGGUCCUGCUGAAUUAAAUGGUCACAAGUUUUCAGAGGCAGCAGAAGUGAGACUAGGUCUUUCCAAAACCACAGAGAGUGAAGGAAAGAGUUUAAAAGGGGAGAAAUCCAAAAGGCAUGGGGCUGGAGAAGAUGGGUGUUGUGUGUUAAACAGUGUGGACCAAGGAGAGAACAAUACACCCAACAGUACUCCAAACCCUUUCCAAAAUGAACUUCACAAAGGAAAAAAGGCAAAUGGGCUCCCAGUGACCUGUGACCUUUGUUCAGCCACUUUCCGGUCUAAGCCUGGCCUGACCAGACACAAAGCUGUCAAACACCAGGUGAAGAAUGGGGGUGUGCCACAGCCCAGCAAGACUCCCAGGUCCCCUUCAAUUCCUGCUGACAAGGUAUUGAAAACAGCCCAAAAGGUACCCAGGAGGAGCAUGAAGGCUUCGGUCAAAGGUAAAACCUCCAGCUCACAGGUGCCGACGACCAGUGUUGAACAUGUCCCCAAGAAAAUACUCCCAGACCUGGAGAAAGAGCCCAGCACAGAGAUGCAAGAGGUGGUCAGCAGAGUGCUCAGUGACCUCAGCGUGAUCUCCCUUGAGAUGUCCCAGGAACUGCACUGCACGCAUGUUUUGCAGAGGGAGAUGAAGGCAAAGGGACUGCACUCCGAGAUGAGGGGAUCAGAAGAGGUGGUGUCUGGGAAGCUGGACUCAGGAUGGCAAGUCAGGAAGGAAGAAAAGGGCAGAAGGAGCCAAAGCAAAGAUCCUGGAGAGGAGAACGGCAGUUCUGAGAAGCAGCUAAGCAGGAAAGUGAGACGAAGGAAAGCAAAGGUAUUUCCCAGCAGAAAUGAACCCAAUGAUCCUUGUGAGCUGGAGAAGAGCAUAGGUCCUUCCCCUGCUGUCCUCAGCUCCAGUCUGCCCAGGAUCACGGAGGGCUUGCACGAGCCAGGUGGUUGCAUCUCCACAGAGGACCAAAACAGGACCCAGCACUCCCAAAAAGCCAAACAGUCCCCUUGUGAGGCCCAGCUUGCAGAAGACCUGGGCAACAGGGGGGCGUCUUCAAAGGAGAUGGUCAGCAAGGAGUCAGCAAUUGGCACAGUCACCCGCCCUGGGGAGGUGAAAGAUCCAAAUGGAGUGGAAGAUACACAGACUUGCAAAAACUGGGUUAGUGGGUUUGUGAAGCAAGUGACAAAGGGGUUGGGCAAAGUAAGCAAAGAGCAGCAUCGUGGUGCUGAUGAGGCAGAGGAGAUGCAUACUGGGACAGGACACAGCCCUGCAGCAGGCAGUGACACUGGGAACUGGAGUGGUGCCCCACAGGGUCCCACAGCUCCUGCUGAAGGGGCUCUGCCACUGGACACACAUGAUUUGGGAAUGACCCAAAAGGUUCCCAGACAAGGCACUCUGCAGACCAGCCCUCCUCCUGCAGAGCCAAAGCAAUGGGCGAAGGCAGAGGUGCCCCCAGGCAGAGAGCACUGCAUGGAGAACGCGGUCACCUCAGAUCUCCAGAGCUUUUUUGACGAUGACUCCACAUUCUCCCAGUUGUUCCCCCGGGAUGACCAGUUUGUCCGGAGGAAGUGCACACGGGUUUAUGGGAAGCGUAGCAAGAAACCCAAGCCCAUCACCGAAGUCAACCUUCAGGCAGCAGGUGCCAUCAACCUCUUCACCAUCCAAUUGGCUUCUGACCUCAGCGAAACCAGCUCUUUCUGUGUCACCAGGGAGGACCCUUGUGAAUACGAGACCAUCUCUGUUGACGAUGCCUUAAUGCUAAACAUGUGUCAUGGCAGCAAGACGAAGAGCGGGGAUGCUGCUCCAAACGGAUCUAAAAGCAUUGAGCUGAGGUUGGACCACAAGGCGACUGACCAAGGGAAGGAGGACAUUGACCUGGAAGACAACAUGCUCACCUUCUUGUGCCAAAACAGCCAAGUGGACAAUGUCCCCAGCUUGAACAUCUGGGGGAGUCUGGAGAAGGAGGGAGAAAGUCUCUCUGCUGAGGACAUGUUGGAACCUCUGAUGGACCUUGAGGAUGAGCACUCGCUCAGAGAAGCGAGCUCCGAGCCCCCCGACCUGGCAGAGGAGCCCUAUGAUGAUAAGGACAAUGAGGAUUCGGACUCUCCUGAAUUUCAUACCAUUGACAUCGAGAUGCUGAAUGCAAAGCUCAAAAUGAGAGACAUGUGCUUCUUUGGCCCUUGUGAAGAUCUUCCUGGCCAUGGGGAGGACAGCACUGUGAGUUUGAAGCCAAAGUCAGGCAAGCACAGGAGCAAGCUGGAAGAUGGGAAAUUGGGGAAAAACCGCGGUGAGAUAACCAUCAAGACCAAAGACAAGCAGUACAAAUGCAAAGUCUGCUUCCAGUGGUUCCUGACAUUGGGGGAGCUGGACUUCCACAAGCUCUCCCACAACCCUUCCCCUCCGCCUACCUGCUACAUGUGUGUCCAGCGCAAAUUCAGCUCCCGGGAGCAGUUGAGGGACCACCUGAAGGAGAAGCACGCCAAGAACAAAGCUGGGCUGUGGGCAUGCGGGAUGUGCCUGAAGGAGAUCUCCGACGUCUGGAUGUACAAUGAGCAUCUCCGGGAACACGCCACCCAGUUUGCCCGCAAGGGGCAGGCGCAGAAGUCAGUGAUGGGCCUGCCAGCCUGCUUUGGUGAGGACAAUGCUGCUGUCACCCACUUCCUCAACACCAUCAUGUAUCGGAAGCCCAACAGGUCCUCCCGGCACACCGACCCCAGCAGCAGGCAUGCGGUCACCAGAGAGAGCAAGAGCCCCAAGGAGCUGCCUCUCGAGCAGGAGGCCAAGGCAAUGAAAGACCCCUUGGAAAGCAACGUCAAGGUGAAGCCACCUGCUCCCAGCUCCUCUAAAGCAUCUGCCAGCCCCUCUCCAGAGCACAUGGCAAAAAGUGAAGGCACCCCAAAGUCUGUCCCCAUGCACCCAGACUGCAAAGAUCCUUCCAGGGACUGCCAUCACUGUGGCAAGCAGUUUCCCAAGCCCUUCAAGCUCCAGCGGCACUUGGUUGUGCACAGUUUGCAGAAGAUUUACUUGUGCCACAGGUGUCCCAUGUUCUACCAGGAAACCAAAGAGCUCCGAAACCACCUGAGCCAGGAGCAUGGUGUAGUGGAGGAGCAGGAGAUCAAGCACACCACCCUGUACACCUGUGAGCUCUGCGCCGACGUCAUGCACGUUAUCAAGAAGUCCUUCAUCUGCAGCAUGUGCAACUACACCUUCUCCAAGAAGGAGCAGUACGACCGGCACAUGGAGAAGCACCUGGCAGGAAGCAACAAGACUUUCAAGUUCAGAGGGGUCAUGAGGCCUGGCACUGCCUCCAGGGAGGGCAGGGAGAAGGAGAAAGAGGACGGAUGUCUCCAGGAGGCCAUGCCUCCGAGCAAGAAGAGGAAGGUUGCUCACCACAGUAGCUCACUCCCAUGCAGGUCACCAGUCCACCUGCACCACACGAGUGACCUUCAGCUGGUAGAGGCUGCAAGCCCCAGUCUGCAGAAUCCCACUGACUCCUUCCCAACAGCACCUGGUGAUCCAGGAGCACCCCAAACCUCCGUGAAAACAGAAGACCUGGUGGGUGACUUCUCCAACCUCCUGGCAGAGAUGGAGAAGUCCCCAUUUGACACCCUACCACCACCACCCUGCCUCUCCCCAUCUCUGCCUCAAGCUGCCGCAGGCAGCCCGGAGCUCAGCCACAUCGCUGGCCUGGCUAUCGAGGAGCUGGAGAAAGGAGCGUUUGAUGGGAAACCACUUCCUUUCUUGGACUCACCCGAGUUUACCAUGGACCUUGCUGGGCUGGCUUGUAACCAGGCCACAGACCAAAAACUCUCUCCUCCACACCUGACCGAGAAACGCGGCUGCGCCGAUGCCCAUAAAAGAACAGGCAACAAAGAUGAAUAUAGAGCAUAUGUCGUGGAAAAUCCCAGCACAGGCACCAAUGCCAUGGAUGAGAUCCCAUUUCUCCAGCUUGCCAAGAAGGUCUCAGAGCUUCCUUCCCCUGAGGCAGAGUCUCCACCAGCCAAGGAGACCCUCAGAUGGGGCAAUGUCAGUUCCAGCGAUGUCUCUGCUUGGGAAGGUGCAUCUGAGGUCACGUCUCCAGAAGCUGCCCACUACCCCCUGCCCCUGAAGGACAAGACAGCAUCACCCACACUCAACAGGUCCACCACAGAUUCAGCCCCACCAAAGAAGACCACAGGUAGCCAGCCUGGCAAUGAGGCUGCUCUGAGUGUAGGCAGCCCCAGCGGCAGCACCGAGGAGGGUCAACAACCCAUCUCCGGAAGGGACAAAUCCAUGUCUGAGGCUAAGGAUGGUAUCACCAACACCAAAGACCAAGGUGGUAACCCAGGCAAAUCCACCAGCCACCAGCCCAGGUGUGAAAUGGCCGCCAACGCCGCAAAGCACAGCCACGUGGAGCCAAGCAAAGCCACCGGCAAGCUUCACCCCAAGAGGAGGAAAGAACACAAAUCCUUGAGCCACCGGAGCAGCUCUGGCUCCCGGGAGAACAUGGAGGGAGAUGGGAAGAAGAAAAAAGCCCGGACGCCAUGCCCAGUGAGGAGCGAGAGCACUGUCGAGCUCAAACGCGCCAGCUGGAGCAACACCGAGGCCUCUGCCCUCUCCCCGGGGAGGAGGGAGACGCACUGCAACAAACUGGUACCCAAACCCAAAACGGGCCCCCAGCUGAAGAAGAUGGCCCUGGACACUUACAACCAGAAGAAAGGGGAGCUCCGUCACGCCAACGGGGACGUGAAACGCAGGAAGGCCAUUCUGGGCAAGAGCCUCCACCAAGUGCUGGCCAAGGGGCCGUCGCCGUCCCCACGCGGCACCUUGCAGAGCCCGCGCACUGCCCGUGGGGCCAAGCCGGCCGGCGCCGCCAGCUACCGCACCGCCGAGUCCCAGAACAACCUGCUCAGCCAACUCUUUGGGCAAAAAUUAACUAGCUUCAAAAUUCCUUUAAGAAGAGAUACUUCAGAAUAA
This is a messenger RNA of Neopelma chrysocephalum (saffron-crested tyrant-manakin), 12678 nucleotides long. It is a transcript of the gene ZNF469, whose product is annotated as zinc finger protein 469. The transcript has a single exon. The record is from RefSeq and is a predicted model, not a curated record. Lineage: Eukaryota; Metazoa; Chordata; Aves; Passeriformes; Pipridae. Bases 1 to 12678 code for a protein of 4225 amino acids.